This is a messenger RNA of Myxocyprinus asiaticus (Chinese sucker), 2521 nucleotides long. RefSeq names its product protein FAM219B-like. Bases 166 to 708 code for a protein of 180 amino acids. The transcript is spliced from 6 exons. The record is from RefSeq and is a predicted model, not a curated record. NCBI's taxonomy places the organism in Eukaryota, Metazoa, Chordata, Actinopteri, Cypriniformes, Catostomidae.
UCACUGGAGCGCCUGUGGUUGGAAGCAGUGUGCUGAAUGAGCUGAAAGUGACGCCAAGUGAAGAAGAAUCUCUGUUUACUGUAGCGUUAAAAGUGUUACCAUGAGUUUCAUCUGUGCGAUUUAAGACAUGAUUUCACAUUUAAACCUUCAUUUUGAGACACAGACAUGAACGACAUGAAGGAGAGCGCAGAGCAUGACACUCUGUCCGACAACGAGUCUUCAGCGGCGAGACUGAAGAGUGCUGAAAGCAGUGAGAAGCCACAGAUAGGAGAUGAGAGAAUCAAAGCAGUAGAGAAGAGAGGACCGUAUAUCAUGUCAAAAGCACCUGCGUUCCACAUGAAACUCCAGAAACACAGAGACUCGGCCAGAAGAGCUCUGCAGAACAGAGGCUUCAGCUUGGGCAGACCUGGGCUUCAACAACCCAGACGCAAACCAAAGAAUGUGAAGUUUAAUAAGGGAUAUGCUGCUCUGAGUCAGACAGCAGAAGAUUCACUCAUCUCAUUGGAUUCAGACAGUGAUAGAGAGCUGGAUUGUUCAUCUGGAUAUUCCUCGGCUGAGGUGCAUCCAGACCUGAGCAGACAGCUGUUAAAGGACGGUUAUCACCUGGAUGAAAUACCUGAUGAUGAAGACCUGGACCUGAUCCCCCCUAAAGCCUUGACCUCCUCCGUGUGCUGCUGUUCAGAUGUGUCGUCCUGCUGCGUGCAGUGAUCGAACCCGCAACACCUGUGCUGAACACUUGAGACAAAUCCAGACAUCUACAACUUGAUACUCGGUUUGGCCAUCAUGUUAAACUUCUGUGGCACCACUCCCGUUUGUGAAAUGGAGCAGAAACGUUCCAUUUGAGUUCUUAUGAUGUUUUUAAAAACCACAAAGUGUUUUGGAUGUUGUUGUUGUUUAAGCCCAGUGUCUAGUUACUAAUCAAAAAUUUAACCUUGAAUCAAAGCUACUGUUAAAGGAAUAAUUCACCCAAAAAUAGAAUUUGUCAUAAUUUACUCACCCUCAUGUUGAUCCUAAUGUAGUGUAGCUUUCUUUGUAACACAACAGGAGAUAUUUAGCAGAAUGCCCAAGAAGCUCUUUUCCACAUAAUGAAAUUUGACAGUGAUUAUUGAUCAGUGAUCAGUCAUGUGACAAGUUAGAAUCGGUGGACGUCAAACCUGGUGUGGUGCGUGCCAUAUUUGAAUUAAAGAAAAUUUUUAGUGAAUAAUGACGACAUGGGAAUCCGUUCCUUGUUUAAAGCUAUUGUAUUCAACUUCAGAAGACUUGGAAUAUAGCUCACAAGUCAUAUGCACUACUUUUAAGAUACAUUUAUGGUCGUUUUUGGAGCUUGGCAGUAAAAAUCACUGUCCAAUUUUAUUGCUGUCACCACUGUUUUUCCAUACAUUCUUAAAUGUCUCAUUUUGUGUUCCAUAGAUGAAAGUCAUACAGGUUUGGGACAAAAUAAGGGUGAGUAAAUGAUGACCGAAUUUUCACCUUCGAGUGAACUAUCACUUUAAUGCAGCGAUUGUGACCUAUCACACCCCCACCUGCACGAUGGCACUGAACUCUAAAGUAUGAAAUGAAGGCCCUUAUUUAAUAGAAAUAUGUGACUUUCACUGAUUUGCUCAGUCAGAGACUAGUGAUGUUUGUUUUAGCUGUCUUUAUAUGUGUUUGAGUUUAAAAACAAAACCGCUUUUUUGUUGGUUUCAGAAAGCUCAGGACAUGGACUAGUGUAACUUGAAAACAAAAUGCCAAUAAUUCCAUCCCAUAAUCAGCACAAUGUUAGAGGAAUUGGAGUGUUACUGAUAUUGAGAAACCAGACACUAAUUUACAUACAGUUGAGACAAACAGAAUUUAUAGGUAGGUGUGUGUAUAUGUGUGAGUGUUUCUUCUAUAUUGCUCAUGUAUUCUUUACUACUCUGCUAUGGAGUUUCAGGACAGGGCUACAUCCAGUCUCUGUGUUAUAAAGUGUGUUUAUUAACUCUUUUUAUCAUUCAUCUGUGAGCUUUUCCUUUUCAAAUUGAUGCUUUAAAAAUGUAUGAUUUGACAAAAAACACUUCUGUUGUACAAGUAUUGCACUAUUCUCUUUAUGUUCUGUUACUCCCAAAAAAAAAAAACACCUGGUUCCCCUUCAGUUUUAGGGGCCGUUGAAUUUUAAGUUUAUUCUUUUUUUUAUUAUUAUGCGAGUAUUACUUUAGUUAAAAACCUGCUGUGAGAGAGAUGUUAUUUUGUAUUCAAUUUCAUUUGAAAUAGUGGAAUAUUUUUAUCUGCCCCUGAAAAAAAAAAUGCUUUCUUGAGUAUAACAAGUGUUGUGUAAUAUUGGUGUUUGCAAUUCACGUGUACUGUAUGCAUGUUUGGCAUCAGACUUGACAAUCUGCAACACUAUGCAACGAAACACUAAUUCUUCUUUGUAGCCACAAUGAAUCAGUUACUGACUUAACACGCAAUAACUUAAAAUACAUUUAUUUUGUUGUAAGAAAAAUAUUAUUUGUAUUUAAUUAUUUGUAUUUAACUGUGUGAAAUUAAAGGAAACAUACCUAAACUA